Molecule: messenger RNA, 11816 nt
Organism: Sus scrofa (pig)
Lineage: Eukaryota; Metazoa; Chordata; Mammalia; Artiodactyla; Suidae
Gene: DCLK1
Product: doublecortin like kinase 1
Biological process (GO): axoneme assembly; neuron migration; retina development in camera-type eye
Cellular component (GO): neuron projection; axoneme
Molecular function (GO): protein kinase activity; microtubule binding; ATP binding
Source: RefSeq, a predicted model, not a curated record
GCGGGGAGGGCGUGUGAGCGAGGGAGCCACGAGGAAGGAGAGCGCGCCCGCCGCCGCCGCCGCCGCCGCCCUCCUCCGGAGACAGGCUGGAGAGAGGCUGUGUGAAGCGCCGCAUUUCAAUGAGGAGCGGCCGAGGCACGUCCCUGCACUAGCGGCCGCAGCCCAGACGCCCGCGCUCCAGCCGCCGCCGCCGCCCAGCCCCGGCCCCGCCGCCGCCCAGCCGCCCGCAGCCCGGCCGCGCCCAGCCCGGCGAGGACAGCACCAGGAGGCGCCCCGAGCGCGGCCACAAAGACCCCCGGCGGCGUCUCUUCGCGGACCGGUUCAACUUUCGUUCCAUCAUGUCCUUCGGCAGAGACAUGGAGCUGGAGCACUUUGAUGAGCGGGAUAAGGCGCAGAGAUACAGCAGAGGGUCGCGGGUGAACGGGCUGCCCAGCCCCACGCACAGCGCCCAUUGCAGCUUCUACCGAACCCGCACGCUGCAGACCCUCAGCUCGGAGAAGAAGGCCAAGAAAGUUCGCUUCUAUCGAAACGGAGAUCGAUACUUCAAAGGGAUUGUGUAUGCCAUCUCCCCAGACCGAUUCCGAUCUUUUGAGGCCCUGCUGGCUGAUUUGACCCGAACUCUGUCGGAUAACGUGAAUUUGCCCCAGGGGGUGAGAACAAUCUACACCAUCGAUGGGCUCAAGAAGAUUUCCAGCCUGGACCAGCUGCUGGAAGGAGAGAGUUAUGUCUGUGGCUCGAUAGAGCCCUUCAAGAAGCUGGAGUACACCAAGAACGUGAACCCCAACUGGUCGGUGAACGUCAAGACCACCUCGGCGUCCCGGGCCGUGUCCUCACUGGCCACCGCCAAAGGGAGCCCUUCGGAGGUGCGGGAAAAUAAAGAUUUCAUUCGGCCCAAGCUGGUCACCAUCAUCCGAAGUGGGGUGAAGCCGCGGAAGGCUGUCAGGAUUCUGCUGAACAAGAAGACGGCUCACUCCUUUGAGCAGGUGCUCACCGACAUAACCGACGCCAUCAAGCUGGACUCGGGAGUGGUGAAGCGCCUCUACACCCUGGACGGGAAGCAGGUGAUGUGCCUUCAGGACUUUUUUGGUGACGAUGACAUUUUUAUUGCAUGUGGACCGGAGAAGUUCCGUUACCAGGAUGAUUUCUUGCUAGAUGAAAGUGAAUGUCGAGUGGUGAAAUCCACUUCCUACACCAAAAUAGCUUCCUCCUCCCGCCGGAGCACCACCAAGAGCCCAGGACCUUCCCGGCGCAGCAAAUCCCCGGCAUCCACCAGCUCAGUUAAUGGGACCCCCGGUAGUCAGCUUUCAACUCCGAGAUCGGGCAAGUCUCCGAGCCCAUCACCCACCAGCCCGGGAAGCCUGCGGAAGCAGAGGGACCUGUACCGCCCCCUCUCUUCGGAUGAUUUGGAUUCAGUAGGAGACUCAGUGUAAAAGAGACAAUGGAGCCAUGUAUAUGGUUUGUGGUUGGGUGAAGGUUUCACAUUUCCUAAGCAAAAGUCUAACAGCAAAAUACACAAAAGAGUUUUGCAUACCUUGAAAUUAUGAAGCCCAAGCCAUGUAAAGGAAAUAUCCAGGCAUUUUAUAUUCAUGGUGUUAAUCCCUGAAGGAGAUGUUUGCUUCCUGUCUCCUACAUUGGUUUGACUGAGGAAGCGUGAGCACAGACAGACUCAGUCGGUGAGGUUUUUGUCCCAGGCCUGACUCUAGAUGCAUUUCAUAUCUGGGCCCAGUCUUGGGCAUCAAAACAUGCUAAUGAUGUGGCAGUCAAUAUAGAUAGAGUCAUGAUUUCUACAGAUGGGGAUUUUCAUUUUAAUCAUAAUGAGAUGUGUAGAGGCAAUUUUCCUUUGUAAUUCUGUGCGUUUUUCCUGGUCAAGCAGAUUAAAAGCCCCCACCCACCCACCCCAGCAGACAUUUUUCCAUAAAGUUACAUUCUUUCUUAAAAUUUAAAAGUCAUUUUGUCGCAAACGAAUAAAAAUAUUCAAGUAGAAUUCUUUUGCUUCCUAGACAACAUUCAGAGCUACUUGUCAUUUUAUGGGUUAAUAGAGACGAGAAACACUCCUGCUGAGGCACAGCGCAUGAAAACUCUCAUGUCAGAAACUUUCCUUGUUUGUGUCAUCAAGUAAAUUUUAUUUUUAAACUUUUAUUGAAAAGAGUAUAAGUGUAGCUUACACGAGAUGGCACAUGUGAAGAAUUUGUUCAGUGGCAUUGCUAUAAAUUAUGUAAUUCCUCCCUACAACCAUAUAUGUAAUUUUUCCAAUGUGUAAAGGCCGAAGCAAUGAAAGCUCCUUUUUUUUCAAACAGAUUUUUUUUUUUAAAUUGUAAUUGACUUCCAAAAAAUCAAUUUGAAAGCAAAAUUAUUUUAAAUGGUGCUCUGUAGGUCUGGCCUGAAAUAGCCAAAUCUCCAUGCUGAUAAAUCCUGGAUCUUGCUGAUGUUUUGGAAACGUUGAUAUGCAAAACUCCUUUUGUGUUAAACCAAGUAAAUCUAUGGUUAUAACCCAUUGUUAAACACUAACACACUAAUUCUGCUUUUGUAGUCUUCUGUUUAAAAAAUUAUAGUCAGCUUUGCUUAAAUAUAAAAAUUAUUUUUUAAAUCUGAAUGUUAAGAAUGAAUUUAACGUGUAUGGUCUAUUGUAUUUAAACCAUACCCUAGUGAUCAUUUAGUUUUCUUAGUUCAAACACUAACAAUUUAAGACUUUGUGUGGCAUGGUUUUGAUAUUUUACAGGCUUGACAUAUCUCAGUAGGUGAUAAAUUUAAAAUGUAUGGUGCCAUUGGGAGGCUUUUACUUGGGUUUUUGGUGGGUUUUUUUUUUUUUUUCAAAUUUUACUUGAAAACUGAAUUUAAAAAUGUAAUGUUUGAUUCAAGGUGGAGAGACAUGCAGUUGUCAUAUACUGUUUUAAAUGUUAGCAAUUUAUCUCCUUGAUAAAUUGUUCCACCAUCCCAUGUUACCGUCUGGUUUGUAGUUACAUACGUUACUAUCUCACUUUCCAAGUGGACAAAAUAUUCCAACCAUAAGAAGAAGAAGAAAGUCCAGGCAACCUAACAGCAUUUGAAAACUUAGCCUUGGAAUAAUUAGUGCCUCAUUAUCCUGUCUGUUGGAGAGAAAGACACUUCUCUGGCAGGUUAUAUGAGAAGUGCAAACUGAACCCUUCCAUCUUGAAAGAACCCUUCAUAAUAAUACCUGUUCCAGACUUCAGGUUUUAAAACUGUUUCCAAUAGAAAUGAACAGAGACUCCUGCUGAGAUCAAAAGGCUGCUUUGUUUUAGCUGAAACAGUAAACAUCUGUGAGGUUGCCUAUGCUGGUGUCUGUUCUAGUUAUGUCUUUGUAAAAUGCAUUACUUAAUACAGUUGAGUCCAUAAAAGAUCAGUGUAUAUUUGACUGAACUGUCAAAAAUGCAAAGAAAGCAGUGGAACAGUUAACUUAGAUCUGGUGGGGUCAGAUGGUCCAGAACAAAAAUAAAUUCCAAUAAUUUUAACUUCCCUGAACUGUCAAUCUUGGGGAUAACUCCUGCUCAGAAAGGUCCAAUAAAUGCUAUUUGUUCUGGAUAAGUGGCAGAUAUUGCCAACUGAUAUGAAGCCCAGGGCUUUGUUUAGACACAGCAAAAAGAAACUGGGCUUGUACUAAUUGCUGAUAGAUAUCAUGGCCAACUUUCCAUUCACGCGGUUCCAAGGGAAAUGCUAUUCCACAGCAUUUAAUCUUUUGAACAUAUGACUUUUAUUAAAGGACUGUUCAGGGGCAAUAUAUAUCAUUUACUUUUCGAAACUAAAAUCCCUCAGAGAUUGAAAUAGCACACCAUUUAUAGACUUUGAGAUCUCUUUCUAUGAAGAGCAUAAUUCCAUUAUACUAUAGCAGAAAUUACAAAAAAAAAAAAAAAAAAUUCUCAGCAACAAACCAGAAGUUUUCAGUGCAUUGGUGGAACCGAAUUGAUGACUUAUAGACACAUGAGAUUUACCUGCUUAUAGAAUUCUUUAAAAAAAAAAUUAGACCCUGAACUUUAAAACUCAUUCUCCUGGGCAGAAGGGAGCUCCAGCAACAGCGUGUAUUUUUGGUAAACCCUAAAUAUUCUCUGACAACAUGGUGCUCUAAGGAAAAGUUUGGUAACUUUUUUCAUUUGCACUUACUCCCCCCCCCCAAGACACCACAGAGGAAGAUAUAAUAAAUAUACCCCACCUUCAGCAUUUUAGAAAUGCAAAACCUAAUCGUAUGUCCAGUAUAAACUUUGGUGUGAACGCCAAAGCCUGGUUCUGAAAGCCACUUGGUUUGUUUCUUCUUCGUUUCGCUUAAUGGAUUAGGUGGGGGUGGGCGUGGGCCGGGAAUCCACAGUGUUUGCCUACUGCCCUGGGCAGAAGCACGAGCCCACCCAUCUCUACACGUCCCUGUGUUCUUAUGUUGGCUUACCUAAACAGUGGAAAGUCAAAUAAUAUCCUCUAAAAACAUUUCAAACCAGCGUUGAUAUACCAUACAUGUUCCCUAAGUUUAAAAACAAUGUAGACUAAAAGCUACAUUUCUUAAUCAAACAAACGAGCAUAUUGAAUAAUAUACUUGAAAAAUAAUUCCAUAUGUUUUAGCAAUUGGGCUACUAAAUUUUUCAUAUGUGACCAUAUAUCUACCCAGGUAUGGAGGUGUCUGUGUAAAUUUGCAGGGCUCGGUGUGUAGAUGGGUGUGCUUAUGUAGCUAUUUGUGUAGGUUUAUAGCCCAUAAAUAGUAAAGUAUGGUAUUUGUGACACAGCCUUGUAGGUUACUGGCUCUUGUGGAAUUGCAUGUAAAACCUUUCAUGUCGUAAAUCAUUCCGUGUGGCAUAUUAAUUGGGGCAUGGUCAAGUUCAAAAGUUGUUUGCUAAAUGGUUCCAAAUAAUAGGCGGAUUACUGAUUUAGUUUAAACAAUUUGGAAUCCAGGUAAACAAAACAAUUUGAAAUUUAGACAAAUCCAACCGUGUGUGGAAUAUAAGUGUAAAUUAAUGCUUAUAUUAUGUUUUAAUAUUCAGUUAUUUACAAUGAUUAUAUACUAUCGCUGAUGUUUCUCUAAUGUACAUGACGUGUGGUGAUGGUCAGUCAUUACUCACUAUAAAAAGGAAAUGUUGAUUUAUGUAGAGCCAUGAGUAGUAGUAUAUUGGGGAGACAUAAAUAGAAGACAAUCCAAACAAUAUUUGAUUUGAAGUAAUUGUAAUAACAAAGCCAGAUAACCUAUAAGGCAGUUUUAUGUUUUUUCAAAACACUAUUCUAAACUGUUGAUGUGUUUUCAGUAGUAACUUUUCUAUACUCGCUGUAGGUGUGUAUAUAUCUAUAUAAAUAUAUACGCACUGGAAAAUGUUAAUUGAGUGAAUAUUCUAUAUAUGCAUACAUUUGCCUAUUUAUGCAUAUUUGCCUUAGCCUUGCUAGCAUCUCUCAUAGUGCAUGUCAGUGACAGCUGUAGCCCGCAGAAAUAUAGUGUGCAAAUUAGAGCUCUACUGGCUUCACUAUACCAGUUGCUGAUGCAGUUUGUUAUACUGCCAGUUGAAAAAUAUUUGUAAUUUUGUGCCUGUAACGCAUGUGGAAAGGAUAGGAAAUCUGAGGGCCUAGCUAUGCUCUUUCAGGGUGCAUGAUAUAUAUAGUGUCUUUAAAAUGUGGUUCAUUUUCAUAAAGAUGAUGGGUAAAUUCCAAGAUAGUAAAAAUGAUGCAUGUAAUACAUGGGCGUUUGUACUCUGUGUGGCCACAGAGUGUUUCUGAAGCCAGGGUAGUAGGUGUCUGGAAGGUCAAAGGCAAAGAACUACGGAAGUUAAUUCUCCUGUGAUGUGUGUUCUUGAGUUUAUAUUCAUCAGCAAGCAAGGAAUUGAGUUUAUUUGUUCUAAAGACAUUUUGCUUUGAAAUACGCAAUGAGUGUUGUAAAUUUGGAUAACAUUUUUAUAAAGAGGUUGACAUAUUUCCUGCUUCCAAUUUGAGUUGCUUGGAUGUGUAUUCUCUUAAAAAGAACAUUUGGUGUUAAAAUGUUGUAACAGCGACAUGUUUUAAAAAUCCAUCCGUUGAGGCCACCAGCAGAGCUUCAUGGAGCUGAAUGAGGAAAUGUUCAUUGACUUACCCAAUUUUGAAAGUUCCAUCACUUUAUGCUGUGGUUUCAUUGUAAAACAUUGUGCCUUGUGUUGCAUACUGGACCCUGUUGUUCCUCUCACAGUUAAUUUUGUGACACUUAUCACCUUAGGAUAACUUCCUAAUAAACAGGAAAAACCACCUAUGUUGUUCAGUGAGUUUCUUUCAGAAAAUUUGAUAAGUAGAUUUUGAAAUUGCAAUGACCGUGUGGGAUAAGGGUUGCCUUCAUAAUCAUAUUUAUAAUGUUCUUGUGAUGUAAUUGGCAUGAGCAGGUAAUACUUGAGAUACUGCAGAAUAACAUGCGAAGACUGUGAUACUGAUAACAGUGCAAGACUCUCUGAUGAACUCCUACUUGGUUAUAUUAAAAUCGUAGAUACGCUUUCAGUGUUGGCUCACAGGUGAAUUGAGUCAAACGAAUUGGCAACUGGUUGAAAAAAAGAAAUUUUAAACAUACUAACAUUCUCCUAGGUAUGAAGACCCUUUUCCCAAGGUCAUCUAAUUUGCAACGGGGAAAUGUGCAUGGUUUAUAGGUACAUGGGUGUGUUUGAACGUUAUUUUAAAAGCACGGAGCAAAUAAAUAUAUAAAAUAAGUAUAUAAUAAAAAUAACUAAUAAAAUACUUGAUACCCAACGUUCAUAUAGAACAAAUCCAUAAUCUGUUUUAUUCAUAAUAUGGUAUAAAGGAGAAUAGAAAAUUCUACUGCCCUAGUUAGAAAACAGAUUUUUUUUAUAUAUGUAUAUUUACAGUAUUAUAGAAGUCUAAAAUUCUGUCUUGUUUUGUUUUAGGGCCGUACCUGCGGCAUAUGGAGGUUCCCAGGCGAGGGGAUGAAUCGGAGCUACAGCUAUCGGCCCACACCACAGCCACAGCAACGCCAGAUCCAAGCCGCAUCUGCAACCUACACCACAGCUCACAGCAACACCGGGUCCUUAACCCACUGAAUGAGGCCAGAGAUUGAACUCAUGUCCUCAUGGAUACUAUUUGGGUUCGUUACCACUGUGCCUCCAGGGGAACUCCCUAAAAUUCUGGUUUUAAAUCUAACAUUUUUACUGGGUUUAUUUUAACUUUAAAAUUACAGUUUGCUUUAAUUGAUUCUCUUUAUUAUUUCCAUGAUAACCUAAGCGUAACAGUGUUCAAAGCACUAAUGGUGCAACUGGAAGGAAUGUUUACAAAUUUAUAAAAUUCCAAGUUAUGCUUCUACUUUUUUUAUUUUUUUACAUAAUAUAAGAGAGUUUAAAAUAAAAUAGAGGCGUUCCCGUCGUGGCGCAGUGGUUAACGAAUCCGACUAGGAACCAUGAGGUUGUGGGUUCGGUCCCUGCCUUGCUCAGUGGGUUAAGGAUCUGGCGUUGCCAUGAGCUGUGGUGUAGGCUGCAGACGCAGCUCGGAUCCCGCGUUGCUGUGGCUCUGGCGUAGGCCGGUGGCUGCAGCUCCGAUUCAACCCCUAGCCUGGGAACCUCCAUAUGCUGUGGGAGCGGCCCAAAAAAUAGCAAAAAGACAAAAAAAUUAAAAUAAAACGGAGUGGGUGCCUAAAAGAGAAGUGAGCUCCCUUUAUCACAGCCUGAGCACCUGAAUUGGGGAGUAAGUCUUGGCGGGAGCUAUUUUAUUGAGAGCAGAUGAACUAGAUGCCUUCCUGGUCCCCUUCCCAGUGAUGCUUUCAUGAAGUGUACUCCUAAGAGGAGACUCGAUAACAAACGGUUCGACUCUGAACCCAUGGACGCUGGCCCUAAGUCACUCUGGUGACUGGGGGUGGAGGCAAAGCAGACGGCCUGGUACAACAAAGUCACAUCAAACACAUUCAUUUUUGAAAUCUUGGCUCCCGGGGCUUCCCAAGCGUAGAUUUAAUGCCAAUAUUCCCAUUGUCAUUUUUCCUUCCUCUAAGUAAACCCAUUUCAUGAAUAAAAGUUCUACAGUCUUUAUAAAAAACUCUGGCCCAGUCUUUAUGAUAACGUUUCCAGUGUUUCAGUGCUCAUUCUGAGCUCUUAUGCACAUGAUUGCCUCGGCCAGAAACUUGAGGUUAAACAUACUGUGGAGAAUGCAGACAAAGGGAUUUGGAAAAAGAGGAGUUCUCUUUGCGCCUUGUUGCAAAUAAUAGAGCCGUAUCCGUUAUUGCCGAUUGAUGUCAUCAACUUACUGUUCUGUACCCGCUCGGAAAGUAAAUACACACAUGGUUUUUCUCUGUACACCUCGAGAUCCUUGGAUGUCAGGCGCUUCAAAGCAAGCUUGUGAUUGAGUUUUGUUACAUGCAGUCAUCUUCGGAGAUUCUGAAGACCUCAAGUCAGGAUCACCAGGGUCUUUUCGAGUUUGUUAACUCUGUGUGAGUGCCUUUCCUUUAGAAGAUUGAUCCGGUUGAUUUCUAAAGUCUUGCGUGGCUACCUUCCAAACAAAAAUUAAGCAAGUAGUAACCGUAUGCCCAGACAGAACGUGGAGGGCAACUAAUACACGUAUCCAGACAAAGCUGUACUUAGCUGGUGAGGUUUUUCUGCCUUGAUUACAUCCAUUGGAUCAACUGGAUGUUCCUAUGCUCUUUAUUUGGUGUGGGCCCCAGCUGAGUGACACCAUUAAUACAGCUGGCAGGAGUAACUCGUACCAUUUAUUUUUGAAAUGAACUGUUUUUUACUACAUAGUCAUCAGCUCCAUCUUGGUAAAAUGUGGUUAGAGCUGUUAUGUCAGCUUUCUCACUUACUUCAAAAAGUGUGAUAUGUUCUCCAUCUGUUACAUGAUCCCAAGCUAAAUAGCGGCACUUAGGAUGUGUUCUUACUUAGGGCAGUGCUUUUAUGAAGGUGUGCCAUAAAAGCAUCCAGGUGCCAGCAGCCUGUCCACCUGGUCCCCAUUAAAUCUGCUUAGAGGUGAUGACAUUUCAAAUGUCACAGUAUCUCUUAGAGCAGCUAAUUGCAUUACAUUCUAAAAUAACUGUGUUUUGUACUGUACACCGGUCUGCCUGGGAAUUAGCAGACUGACUGAGGCCAACACAGAGUCUUAUCAUUGCGUGUAUUAUAAAAGGGAUUAUCUUCUCAGAAAAAACAAAUACAUUGAUUUGGUUUGUAAUCAUGCAAAAAUAUAAAUGGUCAUUUUUUUUUUCCAGCUUUCUAGGCCAUUUGACCACAUAGCUAGGAUUUUUGUAGUGGGUUUGGUCUCCCAGUGGAAGAAGGAUAGAGGAGAUAAUGUUUAGGGUCCAUUUCAGUCCCUGAAAUACUUUGAAUCCAUGAAUGGUCAUUGUCUUAGGAAAGUAUGUAACGUUAACUCUCUCCUCUGAGGAAAAGAGGAGAGGACACCGUUAGAAAUUUAGUAUGUUUAUUUUACUUUAUUUGAGCAUAAUAAAUAAAAUGACACUUUCCAUUUUUAGUGUACCCUAUUUGUAAUUCAGUGUUUUUCUUUUAGAAUUGCUGGUUAUCUUUGGACAGCGUGAUGUUUGAAAUUGACUACAUUUUCAAACCUAAAGUCAAAGAUAGGCAGUUUUGGGGGUUCCCGUCGUGGCUCAGUGGUUAACGAAUCUGACUAGGAACCAUGAGGUUAUGGGUUCGAUCCCUGGCCUUGCUCAGUGGGUUAAGGACCUGGCGUUGCCCUGAGCUGUGGUGUAGGUUGUAGACGCAGCUCGGAUCCCAUGUUGCUGUGGCUCUGGUGCAGGCCGGCAGCUAUAGCUCCGAUUCGACCCCUGGCCUGGGAACCUCCAUAUGCCGCGGGAGCGGCCCUAGAAAAGACCAAAAAAAAAAAAAUGUACGCAAUUUUAAACAUAAGUAGGCUUGUGUUAACCGCCCCCCCCGCGCGCCUUUUUUUUAACCAGAGCCUAAAAACCUGAAGGAUUUUUUUUUCCAUAAGGCAGAGAAAACACAGCUGGCACUGUGGCAAGCAGCAUUCAGGGCAUCAGCUAUUUGGUGGCACUACUGAAAAUGCACUUCAUUCGUUGAUAAGACACUUUAGUGAAUAAUAUGCAGCACAUUUAUAAAACAUUACAUCGAAAUGAUGUUUUCACAUCGUGUGGGUCAAAGUUCUGUGUUUUGUAUCUGACAUUCUUAUGAAAACAGCACGAUCGUGGAAGUACUUCAAUAGGUUCUGGACAUUUUGCUGGUGUCUGCCAUGCUAUUGGCCCUUUAGUUGGCGUGUUUGAUUCUGAUUCUAAAAGCUAAGCCACCCUGUAGCACGACAGCACCCGCCGUCCCACAGCGUGAGGUGUCUGCAUCCCUCAGCGCCAUUCGCGAUGCUGCUGGAAGAAAUGCAAGGACCGGAACGCACAGAAGAGAAGGUCUACCCGCGAGACGUCUCCUUGCUGCUUUUCCGCUUGGAAUAACCUUACGUCGACGGUGGAAGCGAUGACACAGGGGCGGGAAGAGCUCCCUGUUCUGGAAAACACACACCUUCCUUUCACACACAGCAGUGUUAACGUUUCUUUUCUCCAGACAGCAACAUCGCAAACCGGCCUCGUCUCAGCCCCGUCCGCCAAUGUCAUAAAUACAAGGUUUUCACAAACACACACCUGUAAAAGUCAGCCCAGCCCACUCAGAGGCUCUUUUAUUUACAGUACCUUCGACAGAGUUGGUUAUGACUGUGUCAAGGUCGAGGUGUGCAUCCCACUUUCUGGCCUGAGAUAGGACAGCGUGAGCUGCUGGGCUGAGGGAGGCUGAGCGAGAGAGGGUGGGCACAGCUCAAGGCCCAGGCUGACCCAUGGGGGUUCUUAGAGCCUGGAAAAAGGGCUCCCUGCACAAACCAGGUGGCCUUUGGGGCUGUGGUGUACUAGAGUAACCACCAGACUUCUAGAAUGUCCUAGGAGGAAGCAGAUGCAUCACUGCCAUGAAUUUGCCUCUACCUUCCUAUGUCACCUGUCCGCUUUGAUGAACCUGUCCCAUGGCACAUGCUUAUCUUAGCAUGUCCAGGAGAACGUCCUGGGGUAGUGGAUUUGAAUGGCCUGCGGUGACUUCGGCAGUCCUUGCCUAACUCUUUUCAUCCUGUGGGUGAAAACUACAGUCUUUGAAUUGCCUCUCAAAGUAGCGCUGGGCACAAUGAGAGUAUGUAAAGUUCUCUUCCUUCACCCUUUGGGCACAGUUCAGGCUGGAUGGCGUGGGGAGGGGGCUGAAGGGAGACAGGUAAGCGGAGGAAAAACAGGUCAGCCCUGCUGCCAACCCCCUCUCGAUUAUGAAUUCCUCUACAGACGCUCUCUCCCCUUCUCUCUGCUCCACAGACAGCCGGCACCAUGAGCCCUGCCGCCCCCUCACCGCCUCCCGGCUCCCAUCAGCCCAACCAAGUGGAUAAACCCAGGGAAACAGAAGCAGGAUCUUUUAGGACAAGCGGUGUUUGCUGUUUGGAACUAGCACCCAAAUGUGCAGACCGUUGUCUCAAGGAGUAGAUGCAGAGAUGGAAAGAUUCCUUGUGAAAGCCCUGCCUCGUAGCUGAUCACAGUCUUAAAUAUUUGGUGGUGUUUCCUCCUCUGACUUUCAUAAGAGAGUUGUUACUCUGUUUGCCUUCCUGGACCUUGGGUCCAAAGAUACCAAAAUGACAAAGGAAUCAACAAGGCGUAGGCUUUUGGGUCCUGUUGUUGCCUCAGGGGUAAAAGGAAUGAUCAGUAGAUGUUUGAUGUUGGGUAACAUUGAGCAACUCAGUUGACUUGCUCACUGCUUAUGUCUUUAUCUCAAAGUGGAAUUAACAAACCCACUCUUUAACCUUUCUCCAAGGAUGUGGCAAAGCUGAAUGUUUUUUAAAGGAUAUUCCAUUAAAAAAAUAAACUGAAGCAACCCUUUAUCCGUUGGUAAGAUUACAAAAAAAAAAAAAAA